AUGGUGGAUGUUUUACAGGUCAAUCAGCACCCGGCACCAUUUCCACACAAGAUGGGCCAAGAUGAUCUUGACUACUAUGUGGCGAAGCUUCACGAACAAGAGAUGAGAUUAAAUAAUUCCAGCAAACGUUCGAAACGAUUCAGACGUGAACGGCCACGGUUACUAGAUUCAUUCCCUAGUAGUUCCAAGAGCAGAAACGAUGACCGUCGACGUGACGAUAGUCGAGUACGACGCUCUGCUUGGACGGUAAAUAGCUACAGAAGAGAUGAAUCACAUGAUAGUGAUGGAGAGGAUGAUUUGAGAUUGAAAACUUCCAAAUCUAAAGGUCAUAAGCACGCUGAACAUGAUUCUAAACAUCAUGAUAAUAAAAAUAGUCAUGAUGCUCACAAAACUAAAAGUAGUGACGAUGACCACACAAUAAAUUUAAAGAAUGACCAUAAAAAAGAUAGUAAUGCUGCUGGAAAAAGUACUAGGAGUGACCAUAAAAAAGAUGACAAGAAACAUAGCAGAAGGAAUAGCGACAGAAGAGGUGAUAGACGUGAUAGCAUAAGUGAUGAUAGACGUGAUAACCAAAGGGAUGAUAGACGUGAUAGCAGAAGUGAUGAUAGACGUGAUAACCGAAGGGAUGAUAGACGUGAUAGCAGAAGUGAUGAUAGAAGUAAUUACCAAAGGGAUGAUAGACGUGUUAGCAGAAGUGAUGAUAGACGUGAUAACCGAAGGGAUGAUAGACGUGAUAGCAGAAGUGAUGAUAGACGUGAUAACCGAAGGGAUGAUAGACGUGAUAGCAGAAGUUAUGAUAGAAGUGAUAGCAGAAGUGAUGAUAGACGUGAUAACCGAAGGGAUGAUAGACGUGAUAGCAGAAGUGAUGAUAGACGUGAUAACCGAAGGGAUGAUAGACGUGAUAGCAGAAGUGAUGAUAGACGUGAUAACCGAAGGGAUGAUAGACGUGAUAGCAGAAGUGAUGAUAGACGUGAUAACCGAAGGGAUGAUAGACGUGAUAGCAGAAGUGAUGAUAGACGAGAUAAUAGAAGGGAUGAUAAUCGGGAUAAAUCAAGUUUCAUUGAAAGCAGAUCGCACAGAUCAAAUGAUGAUAGGCAGAGUGACAGACGUGACGAGGACAUGAAUUUUACCAACGAAGCGGACUUUUCACGUGGAAAGCGUCAGUGA
Messenger RNA from Arctia plantaginis, 1167 nucleotides. Lineage: Eukaryota; Metazoa; Arthropoda; Insecta; Lepidoptera; Erebidae. The record is from the annotation of a GenBank genome assembly.